UGCCAGCCAGCACCUAUCGAUGCAACGAUAACACCGCAUACAAGUGGCAACCCUGACUUGAUGCGUGGCUUAAAACGUGUAAAAAUAAUAGAAGAUUGCUAGUUCCGAGCACUGCAUUUAGUGUUCAGGUAGUCGAAUCAUACCUGCAGAUCAUCAGGUGGUCACCACUGUCCCAAGCAGGAGAUAGUCGUUAAAAGUAACGGGAAUUCGAACCGAGUUGGCCAGGCUAGCAAAGCACAAACAACACACACAACACCGAGUCACAACAAAAGUGUAGACCACAUUGAGCCGAAAGUCUGGCCUAAACCCCCCACAGUCACCACUCCGGCCAACAACCAACGAGGCGUGCGUGUGUUGGUGGCAUUGCUUCUGCCAUUCCCAAUUUCCAUUUCCAUUGGCAAUCCCAAGAAUUCCGAACGACCGCGUGUGUUCUGUGUGAGUGCGGGAGUAGUAAGAAGAAGCAGCUGAAGCAGUUUGAAGAAGGAGGGCGAAAGUGUGUCGUCGCGUGAAAAAAGCGAGAGAGAGAUUUUCAUCGGAGGAAACCACUGCGGAGGAUUACGGACUCACUGCAACGAUGGCCGCCCAGGAAAACACGGAGAUCAGCACAAAGUUCUCCACGCUGAACGUGAACGCGGUGGAAUUUGUGCCCAGUUUCAGUUACAACAGCGUUGUGAAUGUAGCUGAGGAGGCGGCGGCAGUAGUGGUUGCAGCGGCUGCGGCCGAGGAGACGGCGGAUCCGGGUCCCGCCUCCGGUUCAGCCACGCCAGCCACCACACCCGAUUCCGUCGGCAGCGGGGGAUCCACAGCGGGAGCAGCUCCACCGCCUUCAACUGCCCAGGGGGCGGGGGCAGCAGCACCCUCAGCACAGCCGCCCACAUCAUCCUCCAAUUCCGCAUCGCCAGCGCCGGGUUCGCCAGCCACCACGCCUUCAGCAGGAGCAGCGUCGGCGGCUCCAACGCCCAUCGAUGGUCUCAACCCCUCGGACAAAAUCGCAAACAAUGAAACCGAUCCCGCUGACAGCUGGGAUGUGGACGAUGCAGUGAUCACGCCCGAGGAUGAGGAGGUGGAAGAUGCUGAGUUCACGGAGGGUGAGGCCACGCCGAAGGUGUCCAAGAAGAAAGUGGUCAAGGUGGAGGAAAAUAGGAGCAAGCGUGAGCACGUGAAUGUUGUGUUCAUUGGCCAUGUUGAUGCUGGCAAAUCAACAAUUGGCGGACAGAUCAUGUCGCUCACAGGCAUGGUGGACAAGCGGACACUGGAGAAGUACGAGCGGGAGGCACGUGAGAAGUCGCGUGAGAGUUGGUACUUGUCCUGGGCGCUGGACACCAACCAGGAGGAGCGCGACAAGGGCAAGACCGUCGAGGUGGGACGAGCCUUCUUCGAAACGGACCGAAAGCAUUUCACCAUCCUCGACGCACCCGGUCACAAGAGCUUCGUGCCUAACAUGAUCGGUGGAGCGGCGCAGGCCGAUCUCGCAGUGCUGGUCAUCUCGGCGCGAAAGGGUGAAUUCGAGACGGGAUUCGAUCGCGGUGGCCAGACCCGAGAACAUGCCAUGUUGGCGAAGACCGCCGGCGUUAAGCAUCUGGUCGUGCUGGUCAACAAAAUGGAUGAUCCAACGGUCAAUUGGGAUCAGACGCGCUACAACGAAUGCAAAGACAAGAUACUACCAUACCUCAAGAAGCUGGGCUUCAACCCGGCCAAGGACCUUACCUUUAUGCCUUGCUCGGGCCUCAGCGGAUACGGGCUGAAAGACCAAAUCCCGGAGACGCUCUGCCCCUGGUACCGGGGACCCGCCUUCAUUCCGUUCAUCGACGAGCUGCCCUCGCUCAACCGCAAGUCUGACGGGCCUUUCAUCAUGCCAAUUGUGGACAAGUACAAGGAUAUGGGCACCGUUGUGAUGGGCAAGGUUGAGUCCGGAACAGCGCGCAAGGGUCAGAACCUGUUAGUGAUGCCAAAUAGGACGCAAGUGGCGGUGGAUCAGUUGUUCUCCGACGACUUCGAAGUCACUUCUGUUGGUCCCGGCGAGAACGUCAAGAUCAAGCUGAAAGGUAUUGAGGAGGAGGAUGUCUCGCCCGGAUUUGUUCUCUGCGAUGCAGCCAAUCCCAUAAAGACGGGAAAAAUCUUUGAUGCUCAGGUCGUAAUUUUAGAACACAAAUCAAUUAUCUGUGCGGGUUACUCGGCUGUCAUGCACAUACACUGUGCAGCCGAAGAAGUCACAGUUAAGGCCCUCAUCUGUUUGGUCGACAAAAAGUCUGGUGACAAAUCAAAAACACGUCCACGGUUCGUUAAGCAGGAUCAGGUUGCAAUUAUGCGAAUCGAGUGCUCCGGAAUGAUUUGCCUUGAACAGUUUAAGCUAUUCCCUCAAAUGGGCCGUUUUACGCUCAGAGAUGAAAACAAAACCAUUGCCAUUGGCAAGGUGCUGAAGGUGGUCGAAUAAAUUGAGCCUAGCUGAAUUCGAGCGCCCGCCUUUCAUUGCGAUUUUUGAGAUAGCAUUGCAAGCCCGACGAGAGAACACAGCCACAGCCACAACAACAGCAACGCCACGCCACGCUUUCUUCACAUUUGACAAAUUCACAAAAACAGUACUCAGCUACGCUCGAGCUCUCACUCACAUUACUUUCAACCAGCAAUAGCAAUUGAUUAUAGAAUCCAGAUCGAUACGGAACGGAACGGAACGGCAAUGUAGGCAGGCGAAAAGUUAAUUUACAACAAGGACGAGUUCGGAGAUAGAAACAGAAAUGCAUUAUAUACGAAUUAUAAACUAUAUUAUGUAAAACUAAGCCGCAAAAUCGGAGGAAUGCGAAACAAGAUGAACUAUUUAUAUAUGUAUACAAAACAAACCACUCACACGUAUAUAUGCAAAGAGAGAGAGGAUGAGUUGAAGAGGAGCUGCAUUGAUAACUGAUUAGGCACUAAAAGUUACUUGGAACGAUUUUGUUUGUUGAGCCCCUCUCGCAAGGAUAUUGAGCACUUGUCGCGUCGUCGUUUUCUUUUGGUUUACUACUUUGUAUAAACUGUAAGCAUUAAAUAGCAUACACGUGCAUGCCUAAAUCGCGCGCAAGACGUGAAUUUCUUUAAAAUACUAAAACUAAAGCUGCAAGCUACCCAAUUUUUGUAUAUGUAAGCAAAAGUACGAUCCCGAGACUCCUUUCCCCAUCCAGCUUCCUGUAUGCGCCUUUAAAUUGCAAAUUUGUUAAAUACCCCGCGAAAUGCAUUAAGAUAUUUCUGCUCUUCUUUUUAAAUGAUAUAAUCUAUAUGCUUUAAGUUAAGUUUAAGCUUAAAGAACAUGGAGUAAAGUCUGUAAAAGCAGAACGGAGAAAAUUCAACUGUACGGAAACAUUUAAUUGUUAAUCAUUUAAAACUAUUUGAUUUUGCCAAUUAAAACACAUUUGAUUUUGUAUAAUUUAGUUAAUUGAAGAAUUCGUGCGAGUUGAUCACGAAAUCCCAUAUAUGAAAAAAUAAAAUGCCUUUUGCUACCGAGCAGAAACAAAAACACAAA
Molecule: messenger RNA, 3496 nt
Organism: Drosophila simulans
Lineage: Eukaryota; Metazoa; Arthropoda; Insecta; Diptera; Drosophilidae
Gene: eRF3
Product: eukaryotic peptide chain release factor GTP-binding subunit ERF3A
Exons: 7
Coding region: 575-2434 (619 amino acids)
Biological process (GO): translation
Cellular component (GO): translation release factor complex
Molecular function (GO): GTPase activity; GTP binding; translation release factor activity
Source: RefSeq, a predicted model, not a curated record